AUGACAGGAGGUAUGGUGAGCACCGCCAAGGACUAUUCCCGUUUUCUCCUGAUGCUGCUCCAGAAGGGCGAGCUUGAUGGCACGAGGGUUCUGCGGUCUGAAACCGUCGACUUGCUGAGAUCCAAUUUGCUUCCAAGAGCCACAGGACGAGAAGAUGUUUGGACGUUUGAUUCUCCUGGCGUUGGCCUUGGUCUACUUGGAUCUGUUUCUGUGGAUCACCCAGACCUUGAUGAGGCCCUGCGACCAGGUGAAUAUGGUUGGGGCGGAAUGGCUGGUACAGCUUGGACGAAUGAUCCGCAUGAGGAUUUCAUGCUCCUGAGCUUUUCUCUAGUGGCUUUCGACCUCUCGACGGAAGAGGUUCUGAGGGCUGGUGUGCGAAAAUCAAUUGCAGACUUCAGGAAAUGCCAGGAAUCAAAAGGCGUAGGAUUUGCCACGCUUGGCAGGCUGCACCACUUCCCCAAGGGACUGCAAACGUGCUGGGCUGCUGAUGAGGUGAUUCCAUGUACAGUACAAGCCUGA
Durusdinium trenchii is the source of this 519-nucleotide messenger RNA. NCBI's taxonomy places the organism in Eukaryota, Dinophyceae, Suessiales, Symbiodiniaceae. The record is from the annotation of a GenBank genome assembly.